CCAUGCCCAAAAGUGUGACUCACGAAAUGGAGGCUCGUCACGAAUAGACCGUAACCGAUAGUAUUUGCGUCAUUCAUUCCGCUUGUCACAGUAUCCUGCUUGCUAAACACCACCAUCGGUUCAUUUGCUGUGUAUAUAUCAUCACCCUAUCGCACUCACGCUGAAAAGUACUGUAUCAAUAUUGAAUCGCGAUGCCUAUCCAGCAACCCUCAAAUCAAAUAAAGCUCACAAAUGUAUCUAUCGUACGCUUGAAGAAGGGUGGUAAACGGUUUGAGAUUGCCUGCUACAAAAAUAAGGUGCAAGAAUGGAGAAACGGAGUAGAAACGAGUUUAGAUGACGUCCUCCAAAUUUCGAAUGUCUUCAUGAAUGUAUCCAAAGGCGAGGUUGCCAAGUCUAACGAUCUUCAAAAAGCAUUUGGGACAUCUAAAGUAGACGAUGUCGUCAAGGAGAUCCUUAAGAAAGGCGAAGUUCAAGUUGGAGAGAAAGAACGCGAUCACGAUCUUGCUUCCCUCCGCAAGGAGAUCGCUACACUGGUCGCUGAGAAAUGCGUCGAUCCGGCGACUCAACGUCCAUAUCCUGUCGGAAUGAUCGAAAAGGCUAUGGCUGAAGCAGGUGUGAGUGUAAAAGCGGGAAAGAAUGCUAAGAGUCAAGUGGCGGAAACGCUGCGACUCAUCCAGGGUCACUCAACACUCCCAAUUCAACGUGCUAGGAUGCGGGUACGCGUUGUUGUCCCGGCCGCCGAAGGGGAGCGUCUGCAGGAACAGCUUCGUGCGUUGGCUGAGACGGUCGAGAAAGAAGAAAAGGGGGAAAGUUGGGAAACUGUUAUGCUGAUCGAGCCCUCGCAAAUCCGCGGAAUAAACGAACUGCUGCAGAAGGAGUGUAAUGGAAAAGGGCGCGUUGAGACCCUAACCUUUGCUGCAACCGCUGACAACAACUAAAUCAUCGAUUAUCGGAUCGGUGUAUCCUCGCGACAAUUACAUCUAACGACUGUAAUGCAUUGUUGUCAUUAUCACGUCGUAUGUAAUCUCACAUUCAUGGGUGAUUUUGUCCUUAGCAGAUCUUAUUGCUCACAAAGUUGAUUCUAAUUCCAAAAGCCAAUAUGAAGUUCUUGCUGUUCUUGGCUUUGUCGUGAGAACACCUUGUAGUCAUCCAAAUAUCGGAUACAAAGAUAUUUUGCUUGGUUCGUCAUGUUCAUUGGGUGCCUUGUCAUUUUGCCCGUUGGUAAGGAAAGUCUGCAAGGAUAAAGUUAGUUUUUCCGGUUCCGUAGCAAAUAAGCCACCGUCGUCCGCCAGGCUUCUGCGAUAGUAUAUUUAUACUGACAGUGUUCUACGAAUGCAUGUUUAUGG
This is a messenger RNA of Suillus paluster, 1346 nucleotides long. RefSeq names its product Shwachman-Bodian-diamond syndrome protein. Lineage: Eukaryota; Fungi; Basidiomycota; Agaricomycetes; Boletales; Suillaceae. The record is from RefSeq and is a predicted model, not a curated record. Gene Ontology annotation, biological process: ribosome biogenesis; cytosolic ribosome assembly. Bases 192 to 938 code for a protein of 248 amino acids. The transcript is spliced from 7 exons.